AUGAACACGCAUCCCAUGCCAGUAUUCUGUUCGACUGUUGAGGAUCCCUCACGUGAUAGAAUUCAAGAACGUUACAUCAAGAUGAAGAUCUGCCUGGCAACUAUUUGUUCAAUCGCCCUUCUUCUAGAUAACUCUGUCAAGGUCCGAGCUUCCGUUACUGGGCCGGUCCCCUUGGACGAUGAUUGUCCCAGGUGUGAAGAGUGCCAAAUGUGCUUCCAUGGAUCGUCUGGAAUUCCCGGAAUUCCAGGUAUGCCUGGAUACCCGGGGUCAAGGGGCAAUGCAGGUCAAAAAGGUGAGAUAGGACCGAUUGGCCCUAAGAGCGACCAGGGACCUGCUGGGAACCCUGGUCCUAAAGGGGACGACGGCUUGGGCCUGCCGGGCGCGAAGGGUCCAAAAGGGGCACCAGGUUUAGUCGGAACAGCCGGGCAGACUGGUGCCAAGGGUCAAAAAGGUGAGCCAGGUGAAACCCCAGACGACUCCAACAAGCGGGUAGCAUUCACCGUGGUGAAGUUGAGCGACUUCACAUCCUCAAGCCGCGAAACCCGUUUGCCCUUCGAGGGGAUCGAGACACUUCUGCCGGGUACCACCUUCGAUCUAGAUACUGGCACAUUUACCUGUAAUGUGCCGGGCACCUACGUGUUCAUGUUUUCUGUUCUGAAAUAUUUCUCCAGCAGCUCCAUUUUCGUUUUUCUUAGGAAAAACAACAACAACAGCAGUGUUGUUGCUGCCUAUUCUAAUGAUUCAAAUCCAAUUGAUCCGGAGCAGGUGUCUGGGAGCGCGGUGCUGGUUCUGCAGGGCGGAGAUACGGUUUAUCUAACAAUGGCCGGUAAAGCGCAUGGUGAUAGCGAUCACGAAACCUCAUUUAGCGGCUUUCUCCUCUUCGCUGAGUAA
Molecule: messenger RNA, 891 nt
Organism: Patiria miniata (bat star)
Lineage: Eukaryota; Metazoa; Echinodermata; Asteroidea; Valvatida; Asterinidae
Product: complement C1q tumor necrosis factor-related protein 3-like
Exons: 3
Coding region: 1-891 (296 amino acids)
Molecular function (GO): protein binding
Source: RefSeq, a predicted model, not a curated record